AAAUUUCCUGAAAAGAACAUCACAGAAGAACGCGUUCAACAAAGAAGAAAUCGGUCUAAGGACAGGAAGUGAGCGCGUGGGAUAAGCCCUUCGAGAUCAAAUAGCCCCUAGUGCCUACAGGUAGACUGUAAAAGUUAGAUAAUUCACAAAAGAAAAACUAAAGAAGAGGAAUCGCAAGGAAGCAAAUUAUUCUAAAACAAUUUACUAUUAAGAUUUUUUAAAAAAAAGGAAAGAACAGACAGAAAAAAUAAUAAUAAGACUAGAUAAUAACCCGCCCUACAAAAAAUAAAUAAUUUUUUUACAAUAUCCAAUUUGUAAUAAAUAGUAGCUGAAAAAAAUAACACUAAAAUAUCACAAUGUCCCAAUUUAUAACAUUAAAACAGCUUAAAGAGUUCUGGAUUAAAAAGGUGCUGGAAGAAGAAGCUAACCCGAAGAAAGCCCAAACACGUCUAUCUACUGUCCGAAAUGUCCUCAAGAAAUAUAUAAGGAAGGGGAUGGUACAUGGAGGAAAAGAUGCAAUAGCCCCCACAGAGGAACAAUGGAAGUUCAUCAAGAGUUACUACAAAGACAAAAUCAAACAGUACAGAUCUAAACCUGCUAAUAAUCUUAUAAAAAGGAAAAUAACUCAACUUAAAAUACAGAAGUGCGAGAAGGAGAUGAGACUGGCGAUGAAGAUGCAGAAAUGGGCAAAAGAAUUGAAAGAGAGACAAGAGAUGAGAGAAUUGUCCUCCGUUCUAGUUCUCAAGCAAAGCGAGAAGGAAGCGAUUGUGAAGGAAGAACUUCUAAAAGAAACUUUUAAAGGACCAACGAGAUUAUACCCCAAUUUAUAAAGAAGACAAACCAUCACACAAAUAUCACACGCGUUCCAAAAGCAGAGAUUCCUGGGAAGGAUCUGAAGAAUCCGAAAAUGAGGAAGAAGACGAGAUGUUGAAUAAAGAAUUUAACAGGAGACAAAGGUCACACAGCAUGAGCAGAGCAGACAAUACAGACGAAAUACCCCGACUCAAGAAGACAUUAUCAUAUGCAGCAAGCUUAUCAUCAGAUAAUGAGAGACACCAUCAUAAGAUGACAAAGAAGAUUGCUCCUCCACCAUAUCAAAGAAUCACCAGCAAAAGUUCAAAACCUAGAACAACCCCUGCUUCAAUGAGGUCAUCAGAUCGAGUGACAUUGUUUACUCCGCAGAUAACUCAUAAAGUACAUGGAGGAGAGUUGGCAUUAACACCAGUUGAAGCACCCUCAAGACAGUUAGAACUACAAAUAGAGUCACUUCAAAACCAAAUGUCUGCAUUGACUCAAAUUAUGGAAGUUGAAAAGAAGAUGAGCCAACAUGAUGACGAAGAACAAAAUGAAAGACACAUGAGAAAGCAAGACAUGAUACAUCAAGACGCCAGGAAGACAUCAAUGAAUCUUGACAAGGAAAUAACAGUGGGAACAAGCAGAAGUUUGCUUUCAAGGACUAAGGAGAAUGAAACAAGGGGAGCUACGGCAGAAGUCUUAACAAAACAAAAUAACGAAGCCUUUCAAGUCACAGGAUUAUUCAGUGGACUGGUUGACAACACGGAAUAUGAGGAGGCACAAAUCAAUGGAAUCAUCGACCCUACACUACGGAGACAAGAAGAACCUGCAGCUGUCUACCCCAUAAGGAUGGAUGGUCAACAAAUUGUAUACCAGCCAUUCUCACUAAAGGACUGGAGUGCUCUGAUGCUUACACUGCCAAAGUUGACCAAAGGUGGCGUACCAUGGAUGAGAGCUCUCCUGAAACAAACGGCUGGAGAUAAACUGUGUUGGGGAGACAUACAAGCUGCUCUAAUCGAAGCUGCUGAUGAAACAGUCGCUGGAAAUAUCAAAAGAGCUAUAGAAGGAAGAAUAAGAGUACAACUACAGAAUAACCUCGCCAUUCAUAUCUUUCGUGACGCCUUAGAAGGAGAACUCAGGACAAGAUUUCCAUGUAUUGUCACUGAUGAGUUGCUGUCUAUGCAGAUGCGAGAUAACGAAGAUUAUUACAGUUACAAACAGCGUGGCACCAACCUGUACCAUGAUGUCACGGGGGAACCAAUUGAAGUUGGAACCGGCAUGUCAGUCAUGUUUCGUUCUACUCUGGUAAAAGGCAUGCCUAAGUCAGUACAAGAAGCCUUACAAAAUAUAAUGGGACUGUACAGCAAACCUGAAGAUGAAUUUGAUGCACACUGCAACCAUCAGGUAAACAAGUGGCAGAAAGAUAAGAAGGAGAUUGAAGAAAAGAAACAAGAACUGGAGCUGGCCACUGCAAAGUUACAAUUACAAAAAUAUCAAGAUGAACUCAAAGAGAAGAAGAAGGAGAAGAAUUCGAAAGUGAUGAAAAUACAGCCAGAAACACCUGAAGACGACAUAUCACCUAUCACAGAACAACUAGUCACUGCAAUCAAGAUGGUGAUGAAAUCUCAACAACCACAAGAAACAACAAUGACACCUAAUACCCAGCAAGGUCAACCCAUGCAGAUACCAAAUGUCACUAUCUACAACGGCCCUCAAGCAAGGAAUCAAGGAGGCCCAAGAUACCCUGGAAAAAACAAGGGGACAAUUAACAUAAAUAACUCAAGACUAAAUGAUCGAUGCUUCGCAUGUCAAGGAAUAGGACACUGGAGAAAAGACUGUCCUGCAACUGCACAAAGACCAAGACAAGGACCAAACCAUUUUCAACAACACAUGCAACCAAUGCGGGGUUACAACCAACAGCAAUUCAUGCAACCAACGAUGCCAUCAUACAAUGCACCAGUCGGGAUGCCACGACAAACAGCUGUUCCAUUGCCCCCAGCACCAAAUGGAAGAAUAAUGAAUGUCGGAAAUCAAUAUCAAGGAGGAGGAGACUUUCAUGGAAUGUUUGAAUGAAUAUAAUGAUUGUUGAAGAGGCCCACAUUCAGACCAUUCGCUGAAACCAUGGAACAGCGAACCAAUGGUGGUCUUGAAGAUAAAUGGACAGAAGAUUAAAUUUUUGGUGGAUUCAGGAGCUACAGUAUCCUGUAUACGUCAGAAAUUUCCACUCUCAUCGAAGACUAUGUCCAUAGCUGGCUGUGUGGGAGAUCCAGAAGUUAAAACGUUUACUGAACCAUUGGCAGUAACAAUGAAAGAACAAACAGUUGAACAUGAAUUUUUAUAUUUGCCAGAUUGCAAUAUCUCCAUAUGCGGAAGAGAUUUGAUGUGCAAAUUAUCAUUAUCUGUUAUUUUCUGCCCAGAAGGUCAUAAAGUAUUCGACAGAUGUGAAACACUCAAGAUGCUUAAAAAUGUGACUACGUGCAAAACUGCUGAGAUUCUGUACCUUUCUCCAGAUGUCGUCCAAGAUUUAAAGUCGCAAGUCACAAUUUAUUGGACCCAAGUACUCACAGAUCCAGAAAAAGGAAACACUGCAUCAGCAUUGUGGCAGAACUACAAGACAUGGGCAAGAUCGUUAUAUCCACUCAGUGAACCUCUGGACCCCUUGCAUGUCACUUUACACUACUCAACAUUGGAAGACGACGUCUAUGAUGAACAAUGGCAGAAAGUCGACAGACAAACUUUUCAAGUAAGCUAUUCAUGCCUCUAUCUGGGCCCCCAAGGUAUGGCACUUGCAGUCUCCCUCCCAGAAGAGUUGAAACCAUAUUUCAUGGGGAGUGAAGAAGGAGCACCUCACGUGACGCUCGCUAUCUCAAGACAUCACACAUCAAGACAACUUGGCCCGAUGGUCAAGCUCGCCUCAAGUCUACAAUAUGAGGCCACUGAAGUCGAAGGUGUUUUCUACAACUCACAACACCAGAUGUUCAGAGUGGUACUACCCCAAGGUUCUGAAGAUAACACAAGAACAUCCAAACAAACUAGACAACGAACUUCUGAAAACCAUCCGGAUACUGAGAAGUACCUUGCACAAGUACCAUCAAACAUCUGGAUGACACACCCGAACGAUGUGGGUCAGACAAGGCAUACCGUUAAAGUGCAACUUACCACCGACAAACCAAUAUAUCAUCCUCAAUAUCCACUUAGAGAAGACCAAGUAGCUGGGAUUCAAGAGACUAUCAACGGAUUACUAGAAUCUGGAGUGAUAUAUGAAACAGAAUCAGACUAUAACACACCACUUUUUCCAGUGAAGAAAUCAGAUCUGCAAAACUGGAGGAUGGUCCAAGAUUUUCGUCCACUCAACGAGAUAACAGCAGGAG
Boleophthalmus pectinirostris (great blue-spotted mudskipper) is the source of this 4166-nucleotide messenger RNA. RefSeq lists its product as uncharacterized. Gene Ontology annotation, molecular function: nucleic acid binding; zinc ion binding. The record is from RefSeq and is a predicted model, not a curated record. NCBI's taxonomy places the organism in Eukaryota, Metazoa, Chordata, Actinopteri, Gobiiformes, Gobiidae. The coding region runs from base 925 to 2868 and encodes 647 amino acids. The transcript is spliced from 2 exons.